This is a messenger RNA of Mucor mucedo, 1265 nucleotides long. RefSeq lists its product as uncharacterized. Lineage: Eukaryota; Fungi; Mucoromycota; Mucoromycetes; Mucorales; Mucoraceae. Gene Ontology annotation, molecular function: zinc ion binding. The coding region runs from base 62 to 1162 and encodes 366 amino acids. The record is from RefSeq and is a predicted model, not a curated record. The transcript has 4 exons.
GUCCCACACUUUUCUAUUUCCCCAUUCCUUUUUGCAUAUACAUUAUUUUUCACACACCAUUAUGUCACAUUUUCGCUGCCCAAGCUCUUCUCUUGUUGAAGAAGCAGGAUUAUAUGCUUAUCGACCUAUCAAGGGGUUAGAUGAAAGCUUACUUUAUAAAGAAGACGAAGAAGAGGGAACAGCGAUAUAUAAUAAACUUGACGCUAAUAAGCGUUGCUGGAUUUGCUUUGGAGAAGACACAGAUUCCGAAGGAAGAUGGGUGAAUGCUUGUAAUUGCUCAUUAAUCUCUCAUGAGCAGUGCUUACUAGACUGGAUUGCAGAAAACCAGAAAAUGACACCUUUAAAAAAAGUAACAUGUCCUCAAUGCUCGUGCUCAUAUUUAUUGUCAGAAAAGCAUAGCUUACCUCUUGUUAUCAUGAGUAUGUUCGAUGGGUUGGUACAGACAGCAGCACCAUACAUAACCGUAUUAGGUCUUGGGUGUUCCUUAUUAAUUACUUCUACUACCUUUGGCGCUUAUACGGUUUUAACUUUGUUCGGAACUAGACAAGGUGAGUUAUUGAUUGGGAAUCCUGCGUUAUGGACAUGGCGAACUUGGCUUGGUCUACCUUCAAUUCCAUUGGCAUUGAUAGCUUCUAGAUUAAAAUGGGCCGAUAAUGUUUUACCUGCCGCUGCUUUGUUGUUACUUCGAUUAACUGGCAUUUCUUACCCAUUGAGAGUCACGUGGCCACCUUCUCCAGCAGUCAUGUUUGGCCUUUUGCCGUGGGUAAGAUUACUUUAUAGCAAUAUUUAUGCACUAGUUCAGCGUAGAUUAUUGCGCAUAUCACAACAAAGAAGAAGGACACUGGAUGGAAUUGAUAUACAUGAAAGAAGUAAUGAACAAGAUGACCAGGUACUAUUUGGAAGAGAGGGUAGAGACAUAAGCGUCACUGUAAUUGGCGCGCUACUAUGGCCAACUAUAAGUAGUAUUGUGGGAAGCUAUCUGAGCCAUUCUAAAUUCGUGCGACGUUAUUUUCCAGAACCAUUUCAAAGAAAUGUUUUAGGUGGUUGUUUAUUUGUUCUCGCAAAGGACGUGGCAAACCUGGUUUAUAGAUAUGAGAGAAUAAGACAAAGAAGAUCACGCCGUGUUGUUAAUUUUCACGAUAUCAAAAGACGAUCAAAAUAAGCAGUUGUACGCAGGUUUAUACGGCAGUUUUGAAACGAUACUUUUAUCGAAUUAAGUUUUGUUAUUAUAAUUGAAUAAAAUAUCCCCUUUUUGAUACUAUAAA